Acaromyces ingoldii is the source of this 426-nucleotide messenger RNA. RefSeq lists its product as hypothetical. Gene Ontology annotation, biological process: double-strand break repair via homologous recombination; mRNA export from nucleus; proteasome assembly. The coding region runs from base 1 to 426 and encodes 141 amino acids. NCBI's taxonomy places the organism in Eukaryota, Fungi, Basidiomycota, Exobasidiomycetes, Exobasidiales, Cryptobasidiaceae. The transcript is spliced from 3 exons. Gene Ontology annotation, cellular component: proteasome regulatory particle, lid subcomplex; proteasome complex. The record is from RefSeq and is a predicted model, not a curated record.
AUGUCCGGCAACGCUCCCAAGAAAGCCGAUCAGGGGCCUUCGUCAUCAGCCGCUGGCGGAGCAAGCGCUCAGCCAAACAGCAAAGGCGCCUCGAACAGCAACGAGGUGCCUCAUCUGGGCGUCUUGGACGAGGAUGACGAGUUCGAAGAGUUCGAGGUGCAGGACUGGGACGACUCAGAGACGUCGCUUGCGCAUCUCUCGUCCAACACGACGGGCGGUGCCUCGGGCCUGAGCAUCUCAGGCGAGCGCAACAGCGCGGGCGGUGUCGGCGCAUCGGGGGCCCCGGGGAGUGCGGCAGGUGGCUCGUCAGCUGACCACCUGUGGGAGGACAACUGGGACGAUGACGACGUUGAAGAUGACUUCAGCAAGGCUUUGAGGGCCGAGCUUGACAAACAGACGAGCGGAACGGCACCCAUGGCAACUUGA